Molecule: messenger RNA, 6324 nt
Organism: Scatophagus argus
Lineage: Eukaryota; Metazoa; Chordata; Actinopteri; Scatophagidae
Product: clustered mitochondria protein homolog
Exons: 29
Coding region: 512-5359 (1615 amino acids)
Biological process (GO): intracellular distribution of mitochondria
Cellular component (GO): cytoplasm
Molecular function (GO): mRNA binding; protein binding
Source: RefSeq, a predicted model, not a curated record
CAGAAAACUGGAGGGGUGGAGGAGGCGGGGGUAGGCUCGGCAAAAUGUGCAGAGGUGCCAGACCUCCUCCUGCUAUUUAUACUCCUCCUGCAUGUGCUCACAUUCAAGGUUGAUAGAGAGUGCACGGGCUGGUGUGAGUACAGGAAGUUACAUCAUGAACGGUGGAGAGAUUGCCCUCUUCUGGACUUGGAUGGGUACUAAGUGUGUGAACGUGCGUGUGCAUGUGUGUGUGCGUGUGUGUGUGAAUAGAGGGCCUGCAUGCUCUCUCACAGCUCCUCUCCACCCAUGAAGGGCAGACAAACACAUGCACUGACAGGGUUUGUGUGGCGUGGUGUCGCAGCAAGGACAGGAGAGCCUCCUGCACUAGAGGAAAGCCUGGGGAACUCAGCCCUCUGAUUUCAGCAGCAUGAACAGCAGAGGAAUCUAGAGACAGAGACUGGCAGUCUCUCCAUCUCUCUGCACUCGCUGGCCACCUGCACAGUUGCAUUGCUGUUUUGUGCACAAAGGCAUCAUGGGAAACAUAGUCCAAUGCUGUCACACACUGUCAAACUACUUUAAGUGUAAGGAUGUACCAGCCCAAGGUGAGCCAGAAAUAUCACCACUCCUCUCCAGCGAAGAGAGUGAAUGUGACUCACCGAGUCUGCCAGACAACUUGGAGGACGAUGUGUUGACCGUGUCCACUGGUGUGACAAACCCAACCCUCGAACCUGAACACUUCCUGUUUCCUGACAUCAUCCUCAGCAGCAACAUGGGAGGUGACGUGACUUUGGUGGAGCCGAUGGUGUGUCUGCUGGUCUCUGAGGAGGAAGAGGGAGUCAGGGGGGAUGAAGGACAAGAGAGGCUCGACAAGGGGAGAAACAGGGGUUUUUCUGAAGUUGAGACACAGACUGAAGUGGAGACACAGAUUGGUAUGGGAGUGCAGACGCAGACAGAGUCACAGCCACAAAGAGAAAUACACAUGCGUCAUGAUGAGGCUCUGGAGAGAGAAGUAAAUACACUAACAAAUACUGGCACUACAAACAAGAUGGUUGUUUGGGAAGAGCAUACAGUACUAAAACAGGUGGAUGUGCUCUUGGAAGCAUCAAGAGAUGCACAAACAUCACAGGACAGAUCCUCAGAAAUUGUCGUUAAAGCACCAUUGGAGAAACAACAGAAGAAGACAGACUCUGAAACUUGGUCUGACACUGAUGAUUUUGCUGUGGUAGAGGGGCCACAGAAGGUGGAAAGACAGACAGAGAAAAACAAACUGGCCUUCGAGGGCAAAGACAAAGAAUCUAAACAAGAACAACUGAAAGAGAAACACAUCCAUCAAGAACUUACUGGCAUUUUAUCAAAGCAUACCUCUCUAAAAGAACAAAAUACAGAGUUAAAGCAGGAGUCGAACACUGAUGAAGAGAAUGUCUUCAGGCUGCUACUGAAUACAGACUUCGCCUGGACGGAGCAAAACACUCCACCGACGCUCGAGAACAUUAAGGACAAAGAACAAAACACUGAAUCUGGCUGCACCUUACUGAACCUGAUUGAACACAAUGUAAAUAACAUGGAUGAAAACACAGUUCCAGUGGAUUCACAGAAGAACCUUCAGCUGACAAAAUACAACAUCAAAAACACCGUAAAUAUGGAGAAGUCAGAGUCUGCAGCACCUCCACGUCAAACUGAAGAAAGCCCUGAGCACGAUCCCUCACAGCAGUCUAAUGUUGACAGAAGUGAACAACUUAGCCUCCGAGACGUAGUUGAUCUUCAAGAGACGGGCUUUACUGUCAGAAUUCAACCUCCUGGAGCAGAAAGUUUUGAGCUUCAGGUUUCAGGCCAGCUGUUGGUGGCAGAACUGCACCAGGUGUUGAUGGAGCAUGAGAUCACCUGUCACCGUACAUGCUUCUCCCUCCAGCUGGGAGGGACCACAUUGGACAGUCUCACAAAGCUGUGCUCCAUCCAGGGCAUGCAGGACGGAGCGUUGAUCAAGGUGGUGGAGGAGUCUUACUCGGUGCGCGAUGCUCGUCUUCACCUCAAACAUGUACGUGAUCUUCUCAGAAGCCUUGACCCUGCGGAUGCAUACAACGGAGUGAACUGCAGCUCACUCUCUUACCUCACAUUUUACACCAGAGGGGACAAAGAUAGCGAAUGUGUGGGGAGCAGGCGAGCUUCUGAAAAGGAGUCUGUUGACUUCAGACCUCCAGAAUACGUCCUUCCUGGAUGUAAGGACCGACCACUUGCUCCACUGCAACCCAACAGAGAGGACAGGAAGCCAUUACAGUGUCUGCGGGUCCUGACCAUGAGCAGCUGGAACCCCCCUCCGGGAAACAGGAAGAUGCAUGGGGACUUAAUGUACCUCAAUGUCCUGACUAUGGAAGACAAAGAACUCAACAUUACAUCCUCUACGCGUGGUUUCUACCUCAACCAGUCAACGGCCUUCAACUUCAACCCCAAACCUGCAGUUCCAAAAAUCCUUUGCCACUCUCUAGUUGAGCUGCUGAGUCAAGUCAGCCCUGCUUUCAGGAAAACCUUCAGUGCCCUGCAGAGGAAGAGAGUCCAGCAACACCCUUAUGAGCGGAUUGCAACACCUUUUCAGGUGUUUACUUGGAUCGCCCAUCAGGGAGACCACACCCUGGACUGUGUCAGAGCGGAGGAGACACACACCAGCCGCAUGGGCCAGGACGAACACACAGCUGGGCAGAGUCGGGAUUGGAAUGAGGAGCUGCAGGGCUGCAGGGAAUUCGCCAGGAACUCCCUUCAGGAGCGCCUACACAGAGAGAGGAGCAUUUUCAAGACCAACAGUGACUUUGUUGAAGCUGCAACACGAGGUGCUGUAGCCGUUGUCGACGGUAACGUUGUGCCGUUAAACCCCGGGGAGGUGCCUCAUAUGCAGAUGUUCAUCUGGAACAACCUCUUCUUCAGCAUGGGCUUUGACAUAUCCGAGCACUACCGCCCACUAGGGGGCAACGCUGCUGCUCAUGCUGCUGCAGUAUGUGACCUGAAGGGAACACAGGCCUAUACAUCUGUUGAUACCGAGGGGCUUCACACACUUGGUAUGGCUCUGGUGGACUAUCGUGGCAUUCGUGUCAUUGUUCAGACAAUUGUUCCAGGCAUACUGGAGAAAAAUCAGGAGCAGAGUGUAGUCUAUGGCUCUAAUGACUAUGGAAAAACAGUUUUUACACACCCCAGAUUUCUGGAGCUUCUAGAUAAAACCAGUAAACCGCUGAGAAUCCAGCGUCACCAGGUGCUGGACCACAACAACAGGCCGGUGGAGCUUUGCUCUGGCAUCGAGACCAAAGGCAUCCUGGGUAAUGAUGGAAGACCUUACAUCUUGGACCUUCUACGGACGUUCCCCCCUGACCUUAACUUCCAGUUUUCAGAGACAGAAGAGAGUAAUGAGGUGCCAAAGGAGUGUAAGAGCUUUGGUUACCCACGGCAACAUCGUCACAGCCUGGCCAGCCUUAGACCAGAGCUGAUAGAGGCCUUCGUCCAGCACAGGUAUGAGCUGUACGUUAAGAUGGUGUCCCAGGGACUCGUCCAACUGGAAGACCAGGAUAAAUCCACAGAGCCAAGUGAAGGGCCGGUCUGUGAGCCGAGAACCGGAGAGGCAGUAACGACUGGUGCUGACACUGAUUUUCAAAGAAGAAGUGUGAUUAUGAAUGCUUGUAAGGCUGUCGGAUCAGUCAGCGACUCUUCCUUUGACAUCUCCUUCAAUCCUGAUGUUUGCUCUCCAGGUGUUCGUUUCUCCUCUGAGUGUGCAGCUGAGGUUCAGAAGCAGAGGCAGCUGUUAUGGGACGCUGCUGCUUUUCUACUGUCCAAUCAGAUUCCAGCAGUGCUGAGGGACUGUCUCGACCAUGCUGCAGUGCCAGUGGAUGGAGCGACCCUGACCUCAGCGCUACACCAGCGGGGUGUGAACGUACGAUACCUGGGCCACCUGCUGAGGGAGCUGGACAGUGUGGAGGACAGACAGAGACUCAGCCACAUACUGAGAAUUUCUAUCAGUGAAGUCAUCAUCAGAAGUGCGAAACACGUCUUCAGGGCCUAUCUACAGGAUGUGGAACCUGCAGCGUUCUCCGCUGCUGUCAGUCACUUCCUAAACUGCCUCCUGAGUUCCUCCUCCUGUUUCCCAGACUCCUGCUCAGAUGAGCUACUCUCUCGUCGCAGGAGCCGACGUCGCCGGAGCCACGGGAGUCGUGUUGCCUUGUUGACGGACAGUGUGUGGGCUAGACUGACCCCUGGGGAGCUGUGGGACAGGAUCAGGACUGAGGCUGGAGAUUAUUACCACUACAAAAUAGACAGUGAAAGCAUAGAUGAAGUAAUAGAGAGGCACGGUCUUCAGAAGAGCUCCCUCCUGAGAGAGAUUGCCAUCAAGAUGGGCAUCCAGAUGCAGCUGAGGGAGUAUGCAUUUGAGUCUCGACACAGGCCGGUUUUUGGCGAGGAAGAUGUUAUCAAUAUGUUCCCUGUGGUCAAACAUCUGAAACUUACAGGAACUGAUGCCACGCGGCUUGUGCAGCAAGCACAGGUGGCAGUGCAGCAGGGACAUCUCAAAGAUGGCUACGAAAUGAUCAGCCAGGCCCUCGUUCUGUUCAGCAGUGUAUGUGGGGUCCUACAUGAGGAUGUGUGCAUGUGCCUGCGUCUCCUUGGACGGCUCAGCUACAUCUUGGGGGACUAUGCAGAUGCCCUCAGUCACCAGGAGAAGGCUGUUAUGAGCAGUGAGCGAGUGCAGGGUAUAGACCACCCACAGACCAUACAAGACUAUACUCACCUGGCUCUGUACUGCUUUGCUGGAGGCCAGCUUUUGACCUCACUGCAGCUGCUGUAUCGUGCUCGGUACCUGACCCUGCUUGUGACUGGAGAAGACCAUCCACAAGUUGCACUGCUAGAUAGUAUGCUGGGUCUAGUGCUUCAUGGACUGAUGGAGUAUGAGCUUUCCCUGAAGUACCUACAGAAUGCUUUAAAUUCAACCUCAAAAUACCACGGUGCCACAUCCCUGAAACUUGCACACUGUCAUCAUCUGCUCGCCACUGUGUAUGAGAGCAAAGGAGAGUUUCGAUCCGCCCUGCAACAUGAGAAAGAGGCUUAUUCAAUAUAUAAGAACCAGGUUGGUGAGGACCACGACAGUACGAAAGAAAGCUCAGAGUACCUGAGGAGUCUCACCCAGCAGGCCGUGAUCCUUCAGAAAGCCAUCAACCAAAUCUACAGUAACACACCCAGUGCCUGCAUUCCACCUCCAAAGUUUUCCACACCAAGCCUUCCCACAAUCCUUCAGCAGCUCAACCUGAUAUAUGGCAUCAUUCUCAUUCCCCUCAGUGCAAAGGAAAUUGCAGAAGUAAGGACAGAGUUGCAAGGAAAGGUUCAAGUGGACAAGCUGGAAAAAAAGACCUGAAACUUAGAAACAGUGUGGACACGCACAUAGAAUAUUUGUGUUUUCAGUCAGACUUCUGAACUGCAAUGGCAAAUAAAAGCUGAGCAAAUUGCUGGUUUUAUUGUUAGUGUUGUCCUAUUCUGGACAACAAUGCAAGUAACAAACAGGUCCAGCCCUCUCCUUGUGGAACAGGACUUUGCUCUGCUGUUGGACGUUGAAGACCGGACGUUGAAGCAGGCUUUAUCUAAUGCAGGGCUACCUGCAGACGUGAUGUAGGGAUCCAUAAAUGAACUCUGCAGGCUAUAACUUUGAAGGCAAAUAUGUAUGACUCUUUUGUCAGACAAAUGCAGGAACCCUACAUAUUAAAUAAAGUGUAUACUAAUUAUACUGCUAUAUGAAUGGAAAGGGACAUUGUGUUUAGAUCUACUUCUACUGACAAAAAGAAAUAAAGCAACAGUGUUAUAAGAGUCCAGAUUUCUUAGAUUUUGAAAGAUUGUGCUGUAGUCUUGCAAUCCCCUUUGUGUCCACUGGGUUUCACACUUGUGCCAUAAAACUUCUCAGAGCGUGAAUGUCUCUGUCUAUAUGCAGAACAUGUAAACAUAGUACAGUAUACGGUCUGUGGCUGUAUACAGAGAAUCAUUUUCAUGAUUGUUUUGGAUGUGUACUAGCAUUCCAUUAUAAUUUAAUCCACGUUAUAUGGAUGAAUAUCCAGGUGACUGUUGGGAAACCAUAACCAUCUGAGCAUCUUAUGUCUUCAUUGUACACUAACAACUCAGAUUAGAGACUCACUAAAACUGAAAUGAAGACAUUAGGGUUUGUUAUAAAAUUAUAUUUUACAAAGAUGAUCAACCGACACCAAAUCAGUGACUGACUGUGAGAUCACUUUCAUUUCAGGUAAUAACUGCUAUUUCAUUGUAUAAGUAUAGAAUUAUGAUUUCAUUUGAUUCUGUUAUGGAGUGGAUGAAUGAUUUUUUUAAAUAAUAAAC